This is a messenger RNA of Quercus robur (English oak), 971 nucleotides long. RefSeq lists its product as uncharacterized. The transcript has 2 exons. Bases 141 to 971 code for a protein of 276 amino acids. The record is from RefSeq and is a predicted model, not a curated record. Lineage: Eukaryota; Viridiplantae; Streptophyta; Magnoliopsida; Fagales; Fagaceae.
AACAUAACGCGAAUCAAAACCCCCAAAACUCAAACACUUUUCGAGAGAGACACCCAAGGUGCAAUCAGGCUUGUUCUUCGCGGUUUGGAGCGUGUGGAGAGGGAGAAAGCACUUGUUUUGCAUCAUCGAACCUGGGCAAGAUGGAUGAUGUCACAUUUGACCUUGAAAUUCAUGUUGGGGGAUGUUUUGUGGAGGAGCCAACCAUACAAUAUGUGGGUGGGUCUGUACGUUUACUGACAGAGAUUGACCCUGACAAGUUGAGUUACUUUGAAAUUCGGGAUUUAUGCCAUCUAGUUGGUGCUCCUAAGGAACACAGUAGAUAUAAGUAUUUAAUUCCUGAUGGUGAUCUACAGCAUGAUUUAAGAGACAUAGAAACAGAUACAGAUGUCGUAAACAUGACUAACCUUCAUAAGGCAUGGUAUGCUGAAAAAAUCAUAAUCUAUACUGACAUAGAUGUGGAGCCAUUGGCAGUUGAGUAUCCUGAUGCAGGGGGAGUGGCAGAUGGUGGCGUAGGUGGUGAUGCAGGGGGAGCGGCAGGGGGAGUGGCAGGUGGUGUAGGUGGUGAUGCAGGGAGAGUGGCAGAUGGUGUAGGUGGUCAUGCAGGUGGUGAUGUAAGUGGUGAUGCAGCAAGGGUUGAAAUAGAAUUGGAUAGUGAUGAUGAUGAAGAUGAUGAGAAUGAUGAUGAGAGUGAUGAUGAAGAAGAUGUUGAGGAUGUUGACAUUGAUGCAAGAGAUGAAGAACAGAAUGCUGAAGGAGAUGAUGAUGAUGAUGAUGAUGAUUGGCUAAAUGAAGGCCUAGAGGGGGAUGGCUUUGGUGAUGAUGUAUUUGCUGCUCAAAACUCAGCUCCACAAGGUUCUGCUCCCAAUACAAACCCAGAAUCAAGCAAUGCACCCCACACAGCCCCAGAAUCAAGCAAUGCACCCCACACAGACCCUGAGUGGGCUGAGCCACCCUUGAGGAUGACCUGGUAA